Messenger RNA from Nematostella vectensis (starlet sea anemone), 2749 nucleotides. Its product is annotated as melanopsin-A. Bases 243 to 2303 code for a protein of 686 amino acids. The transcript is spliced from 2 exons. The record is from RefSeq and is a predicted model, not a curated record. Gene Ontology annotation, biological process: G protein-coupled receptor signaling pathway. NCBI's taxonomy places the organism in Eukaryota, Metazoa, Cnidaria, Anthozoa, Actiniaria, Edwardsiidae. Gene Ontology annotation, molecular function: G protein-coupled receptor activity. Gene Ontology annotation, cellular component: membrane.
ACAACCGCCAACAGACCCACCGAGGCCUAGGAGCUCCUCACUUGGCUCACGCUUUCUUUACCUGAAUCACCGCGCUUUUCAUAUCACAGCAACAACACAGAUAACAUAUUGCUACGUACUGGACAUUAAGCUAAGAUGCAGGUAAACACUGUGCGAGAUAUUCUCGCGUAUUUGACCGGAUCCAAAAUACAAACAGUGAUUGAGUCAACAAGAAUCAGUCAACACAGCCAGACCUGGUGAAAAUGCCCUCAAUGAUGUAUCCAAACGAUUUGGAUGUCUUCAAGCAAAACACUUCGAGUACUGACGCUCGACUAGAACUGGGCUCCGCGGAGAUUUUCGCUUUGAGUCUUUACAUUGGUGUCGUCGGUGUUUUGGGAGUUCUUGGGAAUGUGCUCGUGGUGGCAGCGUUUUACCGCUACCGAAGCCUGAGAACUUCAACAAACACCUUUAUUCUGCAUCUUGGCCUAUGUAAUUUGAUUCUGGCGUCAAUGGAUCUUUUGUUCACUUUACCAUCAACAGCAAGUAAAAAAUGGAUGUUUGGACUUCACGCAUGUCGCUUUUACGGACUGACUUACCACUUCUUCUGUUAUGUUUCUCUUAACACUCUCGCUAUUAUUUCACUGGAUCGAUAUUGGGUGAUCACAAAGCCAGCCAUCGGGAUUAAAAUCACCAUCAAACGCGCUCUCAUAUGCAUCGCGGUAUCUUAUGUCUACACGUUAGUGUUCUCUAUACCUCUGUUCCUACAAUGGGAAAGUUUCGAAGAAAAGAUAUUCUACACAGGAUGCUAUCUGACGACCACAAGAUUGACGGUCAAGAGCCUUUUAUACUCAAUAGUACAUGGCGUGUUUUUAUUUCUUUUUCCCUUCGGGCUAAUGAUUUUUUGUUAUGGAUCCAUAUUCAAGUCAGUGAAACGCAAGGGCCGAUACGGCGUGCGCCUGCGAUCUAAGAAAAACAAGUGGAUAUUUGCCAUCCAGCGGAUUCCCCACUGGCGAACUGCACGUAUGAUAAUAGUAGUUAUAUUCGUCUUUCUUGCCUGCUGGCUUCCUUAUGUUAUUGUUUCUACUUGUAUGUCACUUGGGCGCCGCCCGCAGAUUUCUCUUUUAACCUUAGAGAUAACACUUCUCGUCGCAAAAUCAGGAGUCAUAUAUAACCCCUUCAUAUACGCCGCUUUAAACCUGAGAUUCCGCACGGCUUUUUUUGAGAUGCUAAGAUGCGAUAAAUUUCUUGAUAGAGCGAAGUGGGGGAUCAAGAGCCGUGUCCUUACCGCUACAACUUUUGACUCGAGUGGACAAUUCGUAUCGCGCACUAGCGCGAGUAAUUGCGUGGCGUCCUCGCGCGCACUCGUGACGCGAAGCGAAGCGUUUGAGCGAGUCGAUCCCGAAGUGUGUGGGAAUAUUGAAGUUGAUACUGAACCAUCGAUAGCAAGACCACACAGUGCACCGGUGGGUGGUUCUUGGAUCAAAUGUGACUCUGAGAUCGAUGACUGUGUGUGUCUUCCUAAAGACGAGCCAUGGGACUCAAAUCUUGAAAAAACGGGAGCGAAGCUGCUUUCUAUGAAAUCGUGCACCGAUGACGACUCAUUCUCUAAUUCUAAUUCAAACUCGGACAAAAGCGAGCAGAGCUUGGUAAAUACACAACAGAUCAUAACUAAGGGCAUUGUUUUGAAGCCAACGUCCUCGUCAUUUCAGGUUAUUGACGAUAAAUGUCCUUGCAAAGAAAUAUGGGAGACUCGAAAUACAUCAAAGUACCGAAGAAAAAAGUUUUCGGGCAGUGGAAAGGACGAGUCAACUUUCUCUUGCACGUGUGGCCCUAACGUGGUGCAACGGGGGACGUUACUCCAAAAGAAAAGGAAAGAAAAAUACAUCCAACAAACCGAAAAUCGUGAAAUAACGAACGGAAAUCCACCCAUAGCUGGAUUAGAAAUCUGUCCGAAUUGUACCAAACUCAUCAAGAAGGAGUAUUGUACAAAAAUGUCUGGUUUUUGCGACCAAGAAAGUUGCUUGCAUGACCAACGUUUCUUGCGUGACUGUAAGAAAAACAAAAGGGAAAGGCGUUACAAUCUAGGCAGACGAAGUCUAAACACCCUUGAGAUAAGGCAGUCUAAAGACUCACUAUACUGCGCAUGCGUAGACCGCGCCGAUAUCAAAGGAAUUCUAGAGCGAAAGCUGACUAGCAGAAGGACAUCAGACGGGGUGCAUUCUGGGAUGAUGGUGAUGUCACGUGACUCAUUCUGGAGGCGGCCAAGUCUAGUGUUGGCGAACAAUGUCUACCCCAUUACAUUUACACCAUCUCAAGAAUUAUAGGGACUUUAAGCAACGGUGACAGAAACGGGGACGACGACGGCAGAAAACAACGGAAUUUGAUUUAGAUUUCAAAAGCAGCACAUGAAAAUGCGUUCUGUCUAAUACAUUUCAGCCGUUUUACACCAAACCAUGACAUGAAAAAAACAACUUUCACGGUCAAUUAAAGACGCGCACGUUUGUUAAAUCCUCUCACUACGUUCGCUACUGUAGGAAUAUUGCCAUUAGUUUAUUUUUUUCUGUUUCUGACUAUAAUGUUUUGCUUAUUUCAUUGCAAUUAAUUUGCAAUUGAUCGCCAAGCGCGAACGCAUCUUUUUCGAUCUCGUUUUCCUAGCCUUCGUCGUCGUCCUUGCUUAAGGUCAGUAUUUGUCAGGAUUUGUUCAAGUAAUUUUCAUGAGUCGUAAUCAAUGCAAAGUCUUGCAAAUUAAAAUUAAAAAAUAUGGACCCGG